Messenger RNA from Bathycoccus prasinos, 843 nucleotides. RefSeq lists its product with no specific name. Gene Ontology annotation, molecular function: protein deglycase activity. Gene Ontology annotation, cellular component: nucleus; cytosol. Bases 1 to 843 code for a protein of 280 amino acids. The record is from RefSeq and is a predicted model, not a curated record. The transcript has a single exon. NCBI's taxonomy places the organism in Eukaryota, Viridiplantae, Chlorophyta, Mamiellophyceae, Mamiellales, Bathycoccaceae. Gene Ontology annotation, biological process: guanine deglycation, glyoxal removal; protein deglycation, glyoxal removal.
AUGAGCGGCAGGAGCAGCAUCGUCGGCGUCCGCUGCAUCGCGACUUCUUCUUCCUCGUUCGGCGCGAAAAGAAGAAGACGAGGACAACGAAAAAGCACCGGCUGUGUGUGCGGGUUUUUGCGAAACGGAACAACAACAACAACACCUUUAACAGAAAGAAGAAGAUUUAGGAGAAAAGCGGUUGGAGAUGUGAUGAUGAUGAGAAGCGCUGCUGCCGAAGACGAGAAAGAAAAAACAGCGCUGGUUCCAAUCGCGAACGGGUCGGAGGAAAUGGAAGCGACGAUCAUUAUUGACGUUUUAAGAAGAGCGGGAGUGCACGUGACCGUGGCAUCGUGCGAGGAUGAUUUGGUGUGCGAAAUGUCCAGAAAAGUUUGCAUUAGAGCGGAUUGUUUGAUACAAGAGGUGGUUGUUGACGACGGGGAAAAGAACAACAGUAGGAGUAGUUUCGACGCGAUCGUGGUCCCAGGCGGGAUGCCAGGCGCGGAACGGUUAGCGGAGAACGCUUCGUUAGACGCGCUUUUGAAGAGACAGAAAGAAGAGAAGAAACUGAUCGCGGCGAUGUGCGCGGCGCCGGCGGUGGUGUUGCUCGGGAAAAAUUUACUCGAAGAGGCGAGCGAGGCGACGGCGCAUCCGGCGUUUGAUUUAGGCGAAGCGUUUGCGAAGGAUAAGAAGAAGAGGGUGUGUUAUUCAAAAGCAUCGAACGGUCAGGUGGUGAUUACCUCUCAAGGACCGGGGACGGCGAUUGAGUUUGCGCUGGCGUUGGUGAAGGAGUUGUGCGGCGAAGAGAAACGAAAAGAAGUCGCCGGGCCGAUGUGCGUCCCCGAGGACGUUUUGAUGGGGUAA